AAAGGAUAACUAGUUUUAUGUACGGUUCUUGACAUGCUCCCCUUUACAGUAGCCUAAGGAAGGUUCAGACGUCUCACAUGAGCUCGACGGGCUUCUCCUGAUGCUUACGGGUGUACAAUGUUGUCCCAGAGGGACAACUGUACCAUCAGCUGCAAUUUGUAGCUCACACUAUGCAGCAGUUCAAGUGCUUGCCGAACCCCUUGGCGUUGCUUACUCCAGAGCGACACGGAGUUGAGACGUUCGCUUAUGCAUGGAUGAAUAUACGUACAUAAGAACUGUUGGUGAGGGGGCAUAUGGCGAUGUCUGGCUUACACAGCGGCGUGGAGGAGCCUAUUGCGCUGUCAAGGUUUUUAAGCAGGCACACGAGGACCCUGAGAUCAAAGCUCUGGCGAAGCGGGAGGCUCACAUCCUGCAGACCAUCUCCCACGUCAACUGCGUGAAGCUGCUGGACGCCUUCAAGUCCAAGAGCGGCCGAGUGUACCUGGUGUUUGAAUUCGUGGACAAGAGCAUCUUUGGGGAGUUGGACCGCAACCCGCACGGGCUGCCGGGGAGUACGACAAAGCUCGUGACGUGGCAGCUGCUGCAUGCGGUCGCAUACCUGCAUGACAGGAAGAUCGUGCACCGGGACAUCAAGCCCGCCAACAUUCUGCUCACCUCGGAGGGGGUGGUGAAGCUCUGCGACUUUGGCUUCGCGCGCACCACCCGCUGCGCCCCUCGGGAGCAGCAGCCGCUCAGCACCUACUGCAUCACUCGAUGGUACCGACCGCCGGAGCUGCUGGUCAGCGACUGCUACGGACCCAGCGCUGAUGUGUGGAGUGUGGGGUGCACCAUUGCGGAGGUGGCCACCGGGCGCCCGCUCUUCCCAGGCAAGUCCACCGCCGACCAGCUCUGGCGCAUCAUGCGCUGUCUGGGCCCCAUCGCCCCCCAGCACCUGAUCCGCAUGGCCGCGGACGAGCGCCUGCGGGGGGUGGCGGUGCCGCCCCUGCACCGCACCCUGCGCCAGCGCCUGCCCGAACUGGAGCCGCGGCUGCUGCAGCUAGUGGAGGCCUGCCUGCAGCCCAACCCGCUGCUGCGACCCACGGCGGCGGAGCUGCUGCAGAUGCCGUACUUUUGGGACGUACCGCAGCUGGUGGCGGGUACGACACUGGCGGGGCUGUAUCCGCCGGCGGAGAGGAAGAGGCGGGAGGGCGGCAAGGUUGUGGCGGCGGCGGGAGCAGCGGGAGUGGGAGUGGGGACAGGUAGUGGGGUCCUGCCUGCGUGGGGGAGCACAGCGCAGCAGUGGCAUGCGGGGGGCAGCUGCUGUGCGCCGGUGGGGGUGGCGGUCACGGUGGCGGCGAGCAGGGUGGCGGCGAGUACGAGUAGCAUGGCGUCGGGAGGAGGAGGACUAGGACAGAAGGUUGGGGUGGCGUCGCUGCAAAAGCAGCCAUCGCAGCAGCAGCGGAUUCCGGCUGGAACAGGUGCUGCGACAGCUGCGACUGCCGGUGCUGCUACUGCGGUUCCGGAGGUUUCAGGUGCACCAGUUGCCCUCGGAGGCAGCAACAUUACCGGUACCGCCGCACAAGCUCCUCCUGCUCCCUCUGCCGGGCUGAACCCGCAGGCCUCACCGGCACAGGGGGCGGCGCCGGCUGUGAGGCCGCUGGAUGGCCCUCAGCCUGUGCCGGUGGAGGCGGGGGCAGCAGCAGUGGGUCUGGCGCCCGCUUCCACACCGACGUCGGUGGUGGCGGUGGCAGGCUCGGCACCCCCCUCACUACCAUCAGCUGCCUUGGACAGGAAGCAGCGGACGCAGCAGCCUGAGGUGCUUGAGCCGGGUGCAGGGGCACCUGACGGGGUAGGUGAUGCGGUGGAGGUGGCGGUGCCGCCAGCAGCCCUGCCGCAGGAGCUGCAGCUGCCCGCCGGGGCCCCCGCGGCAGCAGCGGACCCAUCCGCCACCCCCGGGCUACUGUACGUUGCAUACCAGGAGCAGCCGCAGCAGCCGCCGCAGCAACAGCAGCAGUCCCUGCCCGCUACCCGGGCUCCUCUCGGGGCCCCUGCCAGUGCGGAGGCAGUACCCAGGGAGUCAGAAGGCCAGAAGCCGCCGGCGGCGGUGGCUGCGGCUCCCCGGGCGGCAGGGGUGGCCGCUGAGGAGGACUGUCCUGGCGACGAGGCGUACGAUGGGCUUUCAGAGCUGCGAGGGGUGGGUGGUCGGCAAGGCCGACGUGGCAGCAGCGUCGCUCGGGCGCUGCGCCACCCGCCUCUGCUGUACCCUACAGUGGACGCGGCGGGCUCGGAGUCCUCAUCCACCAGGAGUGCCUCCCUGCCGGUCAUACCAGCAGUAGCAUUGGCAGGGCCGGAGGCGGGGCCGGCGGGUGUGAAGGAGGUCUGGUGCUCCGCACAGCGCCCGAGGGAGGAGAGCCCCUCGCCUGCAGGCGGCAACGACGGCAGCAUGGGCGGCGGCCUGGGUUCGGGAUGCAACAGCGACACCCGGCUCAUGCGGCUGCCCCGGGAGCGGGUGCAGCAGGGCCUCCGGGCGGCAGGAGGGUCGCGACAGCGGGUUGCCCGCACGUGGGGGGCGCGGGCGGCGCUGGGUGCUGCUGCUGCAGCGGCGGCAGCUGCGGCGGCUGCAAACACAUCGUCUGUCAACAGCCCCUCACGUCUUCGUGCGGCAAGCGCUGGGUCUGGGUUUGUUCCCCCCGCCGGCAGCAGCAGCACCCACCCAUGCAGCCCAGGCUCGGUCCUCGGCGGGGGUGCUGCGGUUGCCGGCCUCCCAGCUGACUCCAGCGCGCCAGCAGAGAGCGGCAUCAGCUGCGCCGCCGCGCCCUCAUACACCGAGUCCUCCUCAGGCGCAGCUGCCGCCACCUCCGCCAACACACCCCUCACCGGCACCCCCAGCGGCGACAGCGCCUCCCUCCUCAGCCCGCAGCUCGACACCAUGCCGCUGUGCCUGCUCCACACGCCCCUGCUGCCGCAUGGCGCGUCCCUGCACGCCGGCGGCCUGCAUGCACCUCACCGCCGGCCCCCACCUCCCUCCACACCCUGGGUCCCCCCAGCCGCAUCCGACAGCGACAGCCUCUUCCCCAUCCCCGGACUUCCCCGCGGCCCCUCGGGCGCCUCGUUGACCCGCUCCCCCGCUUGCGGCUAUACAGGCGACCUCACCCCGGAGGGGCACUCCUCGCAUGCCCACACCGCUCCAGGCCAGGUGUCACCGGUCCGAGAGGCGGAUGCGGGCAGUGCUGCAGCGGCCUCCUCGCGCACCCCCAGCAGCUGCGCGACUUGGGGCAGCGGUUUCCUGGUGGGCCGGCUGGGGCGCGGCGUGAGCGACACGCAGCAGGGAGGGGCGCUGCCGGGUAUUGUGAUUGGCAGCGGCAGCGGUGGCGGGGGAGCUACUGGCGACAGCAGCAGGGAGGGGUUCAUGGUGGGGCAGAUGGGCGUUGGCGGGGGCGCUGCGCGCUUGCUGCCCGCUCGGGGCCAGCAGGCUCCCAGGAGCCGGCUGGGCAGCGGGGUGUGGGAUGCCUCCGGGCACAGCGGCUCGUUGCAUGGGCCGGGAGGGGCGGCGGCGGUUGGGAUGAACGCAACGGCGGCUGCUGCGGCGGCCGCGGUUGCAGCUGUACAGGGCAUGCGGGGACCGCUGCCCCCGGGUGUGAUGGCCUCCUCCUCCGCUGCUGCCGCCUCCGGCGCGCGCUGCUGCGACCCGCUAUCGGUGAUGCUGGCGGCGGGGGUGCAGCUGUCGCCGCUGGAGGGGCUCACCGCCACCUCGGCGGGUCUGCCGCGCCAGCUGAGCCCACCGCAGGAGUACCUGGAUGCGCCGGAGGGCGGGGCAGGGGAGGAGGGGGCAGCGGAGGCGGAGGAGGCGGGACUGGCGGGGGUGGCCGCCGGCAGCGACAGGAGGAGUGGCUGCAAGGCGCGUGCCUCGUGCGGGUUCGCGGCGGACUUGACUGCCAAUGUGGCGGCGGCUGGGAGCCCGGGUACCAGCGGUGGUGGUCGGGAGAAGGCUGCGCCGCCGCUUGGGCCGCCGUCGGUUGAGGAGGGAGGAGGUGCCGGCGGCGGUGGUGGCGCUGCGAAAUUGAAGAAGAAAGGGAGGAGCCUGAAGAGAAUUUGGAAGGCUGUGGUGAGGGCGUUGAAGCCAUCUUCUCAGGAAGGAAUGGCGUAGGAUUGCUGGGUUUGAUGGAGAACUGCUUGUAUCCGUCUACGAAAUGGUGUGGUUUGGGGGAUUCUUUUGAGCUUUACACGCAAGGAUUGGUUGUACGGUAUACCUUAUGACAGCGAUUUACGGAUGCCGAAGGAUCGCUUGUGUUUGCCCUUUUGACCCUAUGCCUUUUACACAACGAUGAAUAUGAUUUAUGGUAGUUGGGCCGCAACCUGUGACGGUCCUAGCUUGUUUUUGGUGUGGAGGAAUGCCGGGCGUGCUUCGACUGGAGAGAAGGGUGAUCCCCCUGGGUUGUUCGCAACGCAGUGCUCGUUUUGCUUGCUUUGUUCGAAACGAAGUAGUUGAGCAAGUUGUUGUUUUACUUGUUGUCUGCGGCGGUGCGAGUGGGAGAAUUUCUGGGCAUGUGGGAAUUGUGCGAAGAGAUAUACAGUACCGUUUCGAAGAUCCGGAAGAGAAAUGAGAGAAAUUGGGGGGAGGGGGUUUACAAUUGACGGAGGACGUUGCGCGGCUGCAAGGAGGCUACGUUUGCGAGGGUUGCAAUGUGAGGAAACAGGUUGUGGGGUAUUUCUGUUGCGAGUUGUUGACAACAGUUGGAGCGUCCUUUCUUCAUCUCGCCUACAGCGCUGCAGCAAUGCAGGUUCUUCACGCUGGCGAUCAUACGGUAUCCACAUUCUGCAAGCUGCUCCUCUUGCCAAUAAAUUGAUCAUCCUAUGUCUGCAGCUUUGCCUGCAGGGGUAUUUUAUCUGACACAAAUCGAGGCGUUUUAUAGCUGCUUCUCAUGCCCUGUGCGUGUUUCCUCCUGCGAUCCAAGGACUGCUCACAGAUCGGUCCUUUUGCGUGCGUGCGCUUGUUCCGGACGGUUACGUAACGGUUUUGCCCACUUGGUUGGUUUGGGGCGCGACGUAUGAGUGGGGCGCCUGGCAAGUGAUGGGCGGGCGGGUGGGUGGGUGGUGCAAGACGCUACAAACAUCGCAAAACCAUUCCGCCCAUCCGUAUCGUUCGUACAUACAUAUGAGCGAAGGCGAGCUUCGUGUUUGUGAUUGUGUACGCCCAACUGCUUAUGCAAAAUUUCACUCGGCAAUCAUUCGGUCUGGGGUGUAUUUCUCUGUUCCCAGACAGGCUUAUUUGGCGUCUGCACGACACCCCUUUGCCGUUUGGUGCCAUUGUAGCUUCUCCAGUAGCUGAUAACACUAUCUGAACAUAACAACACCUAGUGAUCAUUAUUGUGGACAGUAGUUGCAAAUAAGGCUCUGGAAGGUGGGUGUAGCUCUGGUCUGUGCUGGGUGGUUGGUACGACAAUCGUCUCGCGAGCAGGCAUGCAAUGGGUGAAAGCCUCUUGGAACUUUAUACAAGUUGGGAGAGCAGAGAGCGAGUUAAUGGAGAGUCAUGGGUGAUGGUUUUGAUGAGCUGAGCAUACUCAGAUGUAUACCAAUGAGUAAUGUAAGACCUGCAGCGCUG
This is a messenger RNA of Astrephomene gubernaculifera, 5581 nucleotides long. The record is from the annotation of a GenBank genome assembly. NCBI's taxonomy places the organism in Eukaryota, Viridiplantae, Chlorophyta, Chlorophyceae, Chlamydomonadales, Astrephomenaceae.